Molecule: messenger RNA, 2875 nt
Organism: Archocentrus centrarchus (flier cichlid)
Lineage: Eukaryota; Metazoa; Chordata; Actinopteri; Cichliformes; Cichlidae
Gene: oxct1a
Product: 3-oxoacid CoA transferase 1a
Exons: 17
Coding region: 230-1726 (498 amino acids)
Biological process (GO): ketone body catabolic process
Cellular component (GO): mitochondrion
Molecular function (GO): succinyl-CoA:3-oxo-acid CoA-transferase activity
Source: RefSeq, a predicted model, not a curated record
AGACUGUUUGCCACGUACUGAACGAAUGGACGGAAUACCAAUAAAUAGUCUAAUCGAUACCUUGCUUUUCAGCUCUGAGACUUGAACACUUGAUGUCUAGCUCAAAUAUCCUUCUCUCCAACUCGAAACCUUGUCGUCUGUACUCGUCGGCCAUGACUGAAAGUACCAGUCACGGGAGCCACGGAUUUUACUCACGUGCUCAAAGAAUUUUCAAUUUCCGUUUCUGUGCAUGCACGCGCACGGUCCGACCUGUGGCUCUUACUUUUCCACAUCAAGCCAGAAAAGUUCAAAGUUCUACUCAGAUCCUGUAGAAGCAGUGAAAGAUAUCCCUAAUGGAGCUACCAUUCUUGUGGGAGGCUUUGGAUUAUGCGGUAUUCCGGAGAAUCUUAUUAACAGUUUACUGAAGACUGGUGUUAAGGGCCUCACUGCAGUCAGUAACAAUGCAGGAGUGGAUAACUUUGGCCUGGGCCUGCUGCUCCAGACUAAGCAAAUCAAAAGGAUGGUCUCCUCGUAUGUUGGAGAGAAUGCAGAAUUUGAACGACAGUAUCUGUCAGGGGAGUUGGAAGUGGAACUAACUCCACAGGGUACUCUUGCAGAGAGGAUCAGGGCAGGGGGAGCUGGGGUUCCAGCCUUCUUCACUGCUACUGGCUAUGGCACUCUUAUCCAAGAGGGAGGUUCUCCUAUUAAGUACAACAAAGAUGGUAGCAUUUCCAUUGCCAGUGAGAAAAGAGAGGUGAGGGAGUUCGGUGGUAGGCACUACAUCAUGGAGAAGGCCAUCACUGGAGAUUUUGCACUGAUCAAAGCAUGGAAAGCUGACAAGGCAGGGAACGUUGUUUUCAGGAAAACAGCUAGGAACUUCAACCAGCCUAUGUGCAAGGCAGCCAAAACCACAAUAGUUGAGGUGGAAGAGGUGGUGGAUGUCGGGACUUUUGCUGCAGAAGACAUCCACAUACCCAGCAUCUACAUCCACAGGGUUGUCCAGGGAGCCGGCUAUGAGAAAAGGAUUGAGAAACGCACAGUAAAGAAAAGCCAAGAAGAGACGCCCAAACCAAAGAAGGAAUCUGACAUUGUUCGAGAAAGGAUCAUUCGCAGGGCUGCUUUGGAGUUUGAGGAUGGCAUGUAUGCUAACCUCGGCAUUGGUAUCCCCAUGCUAGCCAGCAACUUUAUAAAACCAGACAUCACUGUACACCUCCAGAGUGAAAAUGGAAUUUUGGGACUGGGGCCAUACCCUACUGAGGAUUCAGUGGAUGCAGACCUGAUUAAUGCUGGGAAGGAGACUGUCACUGUGCUCCCUGGGGCGGCAUAUUUCUCUAGUGAUGAGUCAUUUGCCAUGAUCCGAGGGGGUCACAUCAACCUGACAAUGUUGGGUGCCAUGCAGGUGUCAAAACAUGGAGAUCUAGCGAACUGGAUGAUCCCAGGUAAGAUGGUGAAAGGAAUGGGAGGAGCCAUGGAUUUAGUGGCAAGUGCUGGAACUAAGGUGGUAGUCACCAUGGAGCACUCCGCUAAGGGAGGAAAGCACAAAAUACUGGAAAAAUGCAGCCUGCCUUUGACGGGGAAACAAUGUGUGGAUCGGAUCAUCACAGAAAAGGCUGUGUUUGAUGUGGAUAAGACAAAAGGCCUGACUCUGAUAGAAUUAUGGGAGGGGCUUACUCCUGAAGAUAUUAGGGCAUGCACUGGCACAGAUUUCGAGGUGUCCCCCAAACUGAGGCCUAUGCAGCAAAUUUAGAGGAGCUUUCAUUGGCUCUGAGAUGUGUUUUUGGUUUGUGUCGCUUAAUUUCUCUGUGGUAAAUGGGUUAUUUAAGGGCCUGAGAUGGGUCAAAUAAGCUUAUAAAACAUGAGUACCAGGUUCAGUUCCUUGGUAAUCAGCAUGCAGCUGUCAGAAGUAUUUACCUCUGCAAUAUUAACUGAAUGUGAUUAAUAGGAGCCCCUGUGUAAUGUUAUUUUGCGGUCUGAUCUCACAGAAGAUUGGGGAAAAUUGCAUUGUUGCCUAUUACAGAGUUAAGUUAUAAAUAUUUUACUUAUGUUUGUCAGGCUCUUACCAAAUAAUCAGUUUGAAAAUGUAUUUGAAAACAUUGAUAUUCUUUUUAUUUUCUCCAACUUUACUAGUAUUGUGAGAACAAAUGAGGCAAAGACUAUUGAAUCAAAUUUACUGUAAGAUUCAUAAGUUACUGUAAUGAGAUACAGAAAGGUCAAGAAAUAUUUUAACAGUGAACCGGUUUCCAGAUGCUUGGCUCUCUACACCACAACAAGAGAUUUAAAAAUGAACAAUCAGUAUGUAUAUAAAUGCAAACAAAGCAAUAAUUCAAGAAUUAAAAGUAUAGUGUGAAAUGUUCCAUAUCAAGUCCCGACCUUUCCAGCCUGCUUCAUUGGUGAAGGAAUAAGAGUGCCUGACGCUUUCCCCAAUUUGGAUGUGAAUUACUAUACAACUGUAGCUUGAACAUGCUUGGUAAACUGGCCCCGUGUCCAAAUACAUAUGGAUUCUUAACUGUAAAGCUGAAAUGUAAUGAAUCAAACCCAGUGUUCUAUAGGUCAAUUGAUUAUUCAUUUAUCAUAGACGCAAUAUUAUGUACUUUUAAAUUGUGCUUUAUCAUGAAGAAAAAAAGGUUUUUAGAUUAUGCGUCCAAUGUAGGAUAUCUUAUUUUGUUUUGUUUUGUUUUUUUCUUUUGAAAAAUGAAGAUGAUAAUGAGACAUGAUUUUACUAGUAACUUCUGCCAUAAUGUACACUUGUCUCUUUUUCUCAUAGUCCCAGGUGUUUUGAAGUUGGUGGACAGGGCAAAUAUUUCCACAGGAAAACAUAAAGCCUUAACAAUUUUUACUGUGACAUUUGAUGUUCGGUUGCAAUUGUUUGUAAAAUUAAAUACAACAGUCGAACAAG